This is a messenger RNA of Magnolia sinica, 2139 nucleotides long. Its product is annotated as F-box protein At5g51370-like. Gene Ontology annotation, molecular function: protein binding. Lineage: Eukaryota; Viridiplantae; Streptophyta; Magnoliopsida; Magnoliales; Magnoliaceae. Gene Ontology annotation, cellular component: SCF ubiquitin ligase complex. Gene Ontology annotation, biological process: SCF-dependent proteasomal ubiquitin-dependent protein catabolic process. The record is from RefSeq and is a predicted model, not a curated record. The coding region runs from base 210 to 1676 and encodes 488 amino acids. The transcript has 2 exons.
GACCCACCAUCCGAAAGAGAUCCGUUUGAGAAGCAGAAAAAAAAAAGGCUAUCACAACGGCAUUCUUAUCUGAUAGUGGUAGUAGCGCUAGCAUUUAGAAGAAGAAGAUAAACAGCCCCACUCCAAUGCAUCAAAACCCCUCAAAACUCGAUUUUUUGAAUCCAGUCACCCCAAAACUCCACCCCAACAUCACCAUCACCUCUUCCUAAAUGCCUUUCUUUACAAAAAAGACCCCCAAAUCUUUGAAGAAACCCCCCAAAUGGUCUGACCUCUGGCUAUUCAAAGAGAAACCCGUCAAGCAUGUGGUUUUCAAGAUGCAGCUCGACUCCAAUACCCUAACCCUAGACCAGCAUCAGGAUGAAGGAGAAGAACCUCUGCAUCUUCACCGUCCAUCGUCGGGCCCCGCCGCCGCAUCGGUGGACCCCACUUCACUCCUAUCCGACUCCGACCUCCUUCACAUCCUCUCCCUUCUACCAGUCUCCCAGCACAAGUCCAUCUCCCUCGUCUGCAGGCGAUGGCUGUCGCUGGCGGGCCGCCUCCGUGAGUCUCUCACGCUCCUCGACUUCCCGUUCCUGUCCUCGGGCCGCCUCUUCGCUCGCUUCCCCAACCUCACCGACGUCGAUCUCGUCCCUGCCUCCAUCCAAACCCCGCAAAAUUCCUCCAUAAUCCUCACCCACGCGUUCCUCUCCUUGCAUCUCGGCUCCGAUUUUUCAUCCGGAUGCUUCUUCCGCGACGAGCUCCUCCUGCCGUCCGAUUUCAUCGACAACGGGCUCCGCGUCCUCGCCCGGGGCUGCCCGAACCUUCGGAAGCUUGUCCUUAUCGCUGCCACAGUGAUGGGCCUUUCCUCUGUCGCGGCCCACUGCCCAACGCUCCAGGAGCUGGAGCUGCACCGGUGCACGGACCUCUCGCUGCGGGCCAUAUCAGCUUGUGAGAACUUGCAGAUCCUGAGAUUGAUUGGUUUCUUAGAUGGGUUUUAUGAUUCACCUGUCACCGACAUCGGGCUGACGAUCUUGGCCCAUGGUUGUAGACGGCUGGUGAAGCUGGAGCUGAGCGGGUGCGAGGGGAGCUACGAUGGAAUCAGCGCGAUCGGGCAGUGCUGCCCCAUGCUGGAGGAGCUGACGCUCUGUGAUCAUAGGAUGGAUGGAGGGUGGAUUGCGGCGCUGUCGUUUUGUGGGAAUUUGAAGACAUUGAGGCUGCAGGGGUGUAAGAGGAUUGAUUCGGAUCCAGGGUCCGUCGAGCAUCUGGGGUCAUGCCUUAUGUUGGAGAGGUUGCAGCUGCAACGGUGCCAGCUGCGAGACAAGCAGAGCAUGAUGGCGCUAUUUCUGGUCUGUGGGGGUGUUAGAGAGAUUGAAUUUCAGGAUUGCUGGGGAUUGGACAAUCAGAUGUUUGGCAUUGCAAGUAUUUGCAGGAGGGUAAAAUUUCUAUCUUUGGAAGGAUGCUCCUUAUUGACAACAGAAGGUCUGAAGUCUGUAAUUCUUUCUUGGAAGGAGCUUCAAAGACUCAGAGUAGUCUCUUGUAACAAUAUAAAGGAUGGUGAAGUCACUCCUGACCUUGCAAGUUUGUUUUCUGUUCUGAAAGACUUCAAAUGGCAGCCGGAUUCCCGAUCUGUUCUUGCAUCGAGUCUUGCGGGGACUGGAAUGGGUACUAGAGGUGGAAGAUUUUUCAAGAGAGCGUGAGUUGUGAACAGCUUAUUGCCUGAUACUGAGAGCCAUAAUCCCACAUUAAUGGUUGUUCAAAUGGUAGCUGCAAAAUGUCAUGCUGCAACUGCACUACCAUUACACUGUCAUUUUUUUCUCAUCGAUCUCAGAUGGUUAACAUGUUAGUCGAUGGAGGCCGCCUUUUCUUCUUACAGGGAUGCAGUCAUGGUUCCUAUUCGCCCCAGAUUUCAUUUUGUCCCUUGCAAAUAUCAUCGUUGUUUUAUUACCACUACCAAUACUUUAUCUGUACUUGUUCUGCCAUAGUUAGAUUAGGAAUGCUAAUCCUUUUCUCUUUUUUUAUGGUGGGUGGAUCAAGCUACCAUAUGGCUAUUUCAAGGGGUUGUGGUAAUUGGGGCAGGCUCUGUAUAUUGCACUCUGUUCAUAUUUUUAUACUUUGUAUCUCUUAGUUCCUAAAUAUGAAUUCAACACCUUUUUAGCAUAA